AUGGACCGACAAAAGCCGUUCGGCCUACAGUGCAGUCUCGCGAGGUUUGCUCGAGAUGUUCAGGUCUUGAAUCCGGUCGCGAGUGGAAAGAAUCCCAGGGAUCACUUGGACUUCGUGCGGCUCAUCCUACGCGAUGCGAAAGAACUUGUGCAAGACUACGAGUUCAUAGCUACCAGAUUUGGGCGCAGCAAAGAGGAGAAUCAGCAGCAUCCAGCUUCAAGCCAGGACCCCGAGAUCAAUGUCCGUCGCAGCUCAGCUUUGUUUGCGCCUCAGGGCACUGGCUCUGGUAGUGCCGUCAAAGGCAGCCCAGCUAUUUCCAGAACCACACCGAGUGGUUUCUUUUCGUCCCCCACAAGCUCGCCGGCUCCUCAGAGUUUGGUCCAAAACGUGGGCUUUCCUUCGAGCCGCACGCAAGUGUUCCAAGAUGAUGGACCCCGAGAUGAUUAUCAGAAUCUAGUCGUUCCGUCAGAGGUGAACAUCCCUCCAAGACUGAGGAGGCAAUCGCCCAAGCAGAUGGCGUGUAUCUUGACAGAGCACCAGAGGAUUGGUCUUACGUAUCUGCUGCAACAGGAGAAAGACCCGAGGAAGAAGGGAUGCCUUCUUGCAGACGGCAUGGGUCUGGGAAAGACCAUACAGGCAAUGGCACUGAUCGUGGCUCACCCACCCAAAAACCCAAAGUGCAAGACAACGCUCAUCGUGGCCCCGCUGGCGCUUCUCAGGCAAUGGGAGCAAGAAAUCCAUACCAAGAUCAGGCCCAAGUACGGGCUCAGCACCCUCGUCUUUCACGGUCCCGAUAUCAAAGACAUGACCAUUGCGGAUGUGCUCAAACACGACGUUGUCCUUUGUACUUAUGCCAAGCUGCAGAUCGAGUUCAAGAACAAACACGAGCUCAAGAAGCCUAUGAAGGUGAAGCUCCUGGCCAACAAGACAAGAUUCCACCGCGUUAUCUUGGACGAAGCACACAACAUCAGGAACCAGAGCACCUACUGUUCCAAGGCCGCAGCAGAGAUCAAGUCGGAGUACAAACUUUGUAUGACCGGAACCCCAUUCAUGAACCGAGCCGAGGAGAUCUUUCCCCUCAUACGGUUCCUGGGGAUUGCGCCUUAUAACGAGUGGGAGCGCUUCAGCGAGGAGAUCGUGAGGCCAUUGAGGAAGUGGGACGGGGACGGCAGGGACCAAGCGAUGGUCAAGCUGCAAGCCCUCUUCAGGAGUUUCACACUUCGGCGGACUAAAGAGAGCAUGCUCGAUGGGAAGCCGAUCAUCGAGCUGCCGCCGCGCACCGACAUGCCCUCGUACGUCGAAUUCAAAUCCGAGCAACGGGAGUUCUACCAGGCACUGGAGGUGCAGCAACAGUUGCAGUUCAACAAGUACCUGCUCAACGGGGCAGUCAUGAAGAACUACAUGCACAUCCUGAUACUGCUGUUACGACUGCGCCAGGCCUGCGAUCACCCGUUCCUCCUGAAGAACAUUGGCAUCCCCGAUGGAGCGAAGCUCGACGAUAAGCAGAUGGUGAAAUUGGCAUGCAAGCUACCUGGACAGGUGUUGCAGAGGCUCAAGAAGCAGAAAUGCUUCGUGUGCCCUCUCUGCAACGAGGCGACAGAUAACCCUGUCAUCGUGGUUCCUUGUGGCCACCAUGUCUGUUGUGGCUGUUUCACCGCAAGCGUGGCUGUCGUUGAGACUGAGGGGCUCAUGGAUCUCAUGGAUGAUCGAGACGAUGAUGGCAGCGGUCCCAGGAAGAAGGCCCUUGUCCCAUGCCCCGGUGAGGGAUGUGAGCACAAUAUCACCCCGACAAACAUCGUGUGCUACAACUUUCUUUCUGACGUCCCUGACUCAGCUAUUGGUUUCGACGAGGACGACGACGCCGACGACGACCAGAAAGAUCGUCCGAUCCCCACCGUCGAGCUUCCCCAGGCCCCCCCAGUUGGCGAGUGGGUCCAUUAUGACAAUAACGAUGAAGAGGACGACGACGAAGAUGAUGCUGAUGAGAACGGUAACCUUCGAGGAUUCGUUGUGGACCAUGUCAACGUCAGCGACGAUAACGAGGUGGAUCUUGACGAUGGUGACCAAGACGGAGAUAGCAGUGAUGAGGAUCACGGAGCCGAUAGCAAGGGGGGGAUGGCCUCAUUCGGCAGCCCUGGAUUCCUCCAGACCGACGGCGCGUUCGAUGACUCCCGCGCCAACCGCAACAGUGUCAAGCCCAAGCGCAAGUCAUCCUCCGCCACGCUGGGCGGCAGGAUCGACAAGAAGUCGCGAACGGCGGCGGCGUCCUCCUCCGGCAGGCACAACAGGAAGGGCAAAGAGCCCCAGAAAAAGAAGAAGAAGAAGGUGGUGACCAUGGCCGACCAGCGACAGGCGGCGCAGCGCAGCAGCAUGGCCAUGUCGGCGUACAAGGCCCGGCUGCGCAAGGAGUGGAUCUCGAGCGCCAAGACGGACGCCAUCAUGGAGAUCCUGGAGCAGAUCCGGCCCGGCGGCGAGAAGACGCUCGUCUUCAGCCUGUGGACCUCGUUCCUGGACCUGGUCGAGAUCCCCAUCGAGCGCGCGGGCGUGCGGUACACGCGGUACGACGGGUCCAUGACGCCCGGGGGCCGCGAGGCGGCCGUCAAGUCGUUCAUGGAGGACCCGCGCGUCAAGGUGAUGCUGGUGUCGCUCACGGCGGGCAACGCGGGGCUGAACCUCACGGCGGCGAGCCAGGUCAUCGUCACGGAGCCGUUCUGGAACCCGUACGUCGAGGAGCAGGCCAUCGACCGGGCGCACCGGUUCGGGCAGGAGAGGCCCGUCACGGUGCACCGGCUGCUGAUCCCGGGGACGGUGGAGGACCGCAUCGUCGCGCUGCAGGAGAGCAAGAAGAUGCUUGUUAAUGCUGCGCUGAGCGAGAAGGGGGCUGCGAAGAUCUCCAAGCUCAGUCUUGAGGACCUGCGGAACUUGUUUGGCCUCUGA
This is a messenger RNA of Diaporthe batatas, 2937 nucleotides long. RefSeq lists its product as uncharacterized. The coding region runs from base 1 to 2937 and encodes 978 amino acids. Gene Ontology annotation, cellular component: cytoplasm. NCBI's taxonomy places the organism in Eukaryota, Fungi, Ascomycota, Sordariomycetes, Diaporthales, Diaporthaceae. The record is from RefSeq and is a predicted model, not a curated record. The transcript has 3 exons. Gene Ontology annotation, molecular function: protein binding; ATP-dependent chromatin remodeler activity; ATP binding.